Messenger RNA from Aspergillus ibericus CBS 121593, 1718 nucleotides. RefSeq names its product Golgi transport complex subunit COG5. Gene Ontology annotation, cellular component: COG complex. The record is from RefSeq and is a predicted model, not a curated record. Gene Ontology annotation, biological process: intra-Golgi vesicle-mediated transport. Lineage: Eukaryota; Fungi; Ascomycota; Eurotiomycetes; Eurotiales; Aspergillaceae. The coding region runs from base 289 to 1692 and encodes 467 amino acids. The transcript has a single exon.
CGUCUUCACAAGCAAGGCGCUGACGAUGGCUGCUGGCCCCAGCAUUCUCAAUCUCCCGUCUCUAUCACAUGGGUAAUUCUGCCACAUUAAGCUUUGAUUGUCCUACGGUCAAGCGGCCAUCCUUCGAGACCCCCCCGGUUGACCUGUAAUCCCUCCGCUUUGUUCGAUACGGUGAUACCCAAGCCUCUUUGAGUUUUAGUUCCAUCUCUCCAAUCUUCUGCUGCUCCUCUGGCUUUGACCCUUUUCUCACUUCUUCCCUGCUUGUCUCCCAAUUGACCGCCACACGCCAUGGCGGACGGCGAGCCCUCAUACAUAGACUAUGAGGCCUUCCUAGACCCGGACUUUUCACCCGCCUCGUUCGCCAAUUCCCUGGUUGUAGCCACCAACAAUGCCACAGACACACCGCUGGACCUCUCAACCCCGCUUUCUCGGGUACUCUUCGACCUCCAGGAGAUCGACACCCACAUUCAUGCGCUGACCACCAAAUCAGCCCUGCCGUUACUGACACAUACGCGCGACCAGACCGCCGCCGCCGGCCGCAUCCUCAAAGAAGCCGAAGAGCAGAUCUCUUCGGUAACGCAGGGGUAUGAACGGCUGGAAAGGGAGGUCCUCCGCAAAUGGGAGGCUGCCGAUGAAGCCAGGGUGGCUGCGGAGAAGUCGCUGGCCACUGUGCGACUCGCACGAGCGGUUGCGCGCUGUCUUUCUCUCGGCAGACAGCUCGAGAGCCAGCUCGCGGAAAUCGGGGGGCUGGAUGCUACAGCCCCUGCAAAGGAUGAUUACCGAACGCUGGAGCGGGCAGCCUCCACCAUUGUGAGUCUACGUCGCAUGUUCUCUGAGACGGCAGUCGGCGAGGAAGGCCACGGCCUGGACCGCGUCAAGGUCAUCCGAACGCUGCGCGGCGAGCUUGUCAUCCCGGCGGAGAACAUGGUCAAGACGAGAGCGCAGCAAGCCAUUGGUCGAUUCACCAUGUCGACGAUCGCAAGCGCCGGGGCCGGCUCCCAGUCGCAAAUGAGCUACAAACAGGCGCGCGAUGCCCGCGCACGCCUCGUCUCUGCCGUCAACAUCCUGUACCUAUUAUCACCGGUUCCGAAGAAUGUGAGCUCUGCGACCUUCCAACCGGAUUUGCUCCUCUCUACCCUGCAAGGGUACAUGCACACGGCCAUCUCAUCGUCCCUGAGUAACCUCACUCGCGCGCUGUCCAUGCUGCCCACGCUCGAGCGCACCCUCUCCGACCUGUCUGCCCGCUGCCAGGAUAUCUUUGCCUUGGAAGCCAUUCUCAGCAACCUGCGACCACCGUCCCAUCCCCUUUUCCCUAAUGCUACCACCCGCACCGGGGAGCAGACCGAACCACAAGCCCAAGCCCCUGGCAAGAACAAUCUGCUGCAGCCACUUCUCAGUGCCCUCGACACAUCAUCCCUCCCGUCCUAUUUCUGGCGGUCACUUGCAUCCUACCUGACAGCCCGCGUGCAGGAGAUAAUCAACCGCGGCGGCGUCUCUGCCCGGACACUGCGCUCGAACCGGGACCGAAUCAAGAAGGAGAUCAAAGACUGCGUCCUGCGAGGGUCACAGCUCCCGACGUCCGUCCUAGGAACCGAGAAGCGACUGGGCGUGGAGUCAGGGACGGAGAGGAACUGGGAGCGUGAAGCAGCGGUGAUGGUCAGUUCCAUUGCCAGUGUACUGGACCGACAAUAAUAUACCAGCGUCAUGUAGUAAAAUAC